Molecule: messenger RNA, 2412 nt
Organism: Nothobranchius furzeri (turquoise killifish)
Lineage: Eukaryota; Metazoa; Chordata; Actinopteri; Cyprinodontiformes; Nothobranchiidae
Gene: lrrc17
Product: leucine rich repeat containing 17
Molecular function (GO): protein binding
Source: RefSeq, a predicted model, not a curated record
CCUUGUGGCUCCUAUGAGAAUCAGUUUUACUCAGCCUACGGUCUCUCUCUUUCUCCCUCUCCCCCAGUCUCCAUCUUCACACUCUCAGUGUGACCCGGCUGAGCGGGUGCAAAGGAAGGGAGGGUGGGAGGCUGUCACUCUUGGUCCCUCGCUCCAGGCUCUCAAGAAGCCAGGCUGAUAUUCUUGGCUUGGAUGCAGUGCUCAUGACAGGCUUAGGUGCCUGGGACACAGGACCAACCGAUCUGCAGGUUCCAGUGGAAGGACCCAAGCCAGAGUCUCACCCUGCACGGCUCUGACUGGCUUCCUGUGUCCCUCCACAUCCGUCUCCUAAAGCAACUUAGCUCUCACCCUUCUGCUCCACCAUCAUGCGUCUCCUCAGCUGUGUCCUCCUCCUGCUGCUCCUCUGCUUGGCUGAACCUCGGAGAAACCCUGGGUCAAAGGUUACGGAGAGGGGCACCAGAGAUCGUGUGCGAGGCCGAGGCAGGGCAGGGGUCUCUAGGCGUCAAACUCAGGAAUGUAAAGAAUACAUGGAGGCAGGGGAGAAGUUCCUGGACUGCCAGGAUAGGCAGCUGACUUCUGUGAUGCAGGACUGGCCCAAAGAUAUUCAACAUCUACUCCUGGCGAGGAAUAAAAUUCAGGUUUUGAAGGACAACAUGUUCGCCCAGUUCACCCAGCUGAAGAGCUUGGACCUCCAACAGAACAUCAUUUCUGUGGUGGAGGACAACGCAUUCAGUGGACUCUCCAAGCUAACCACCCUCCUACUUCAACACAAUCAUCUGAGAACAGCCUCAGAGGAGGUUCUACUCCCUCUGCCCCGCCUCACCUACCUCCGUUUCUUUGACAACCCCUGGAGCUGCCGCUGCCCAUUGGACGGCCUGGUCAGGACCCUGCAGGUGCCAAGCAACCGUAACAUAGGCAACUAUGCCAGGUGUGCAGAGCCUUCUUCGAUGAAGGGACAGAAGCUGAAAAAGUUAGAUGCAGAACUGUUGUGCAAGGAAGAGACGAGGCCAGGGGACGGACAGGACCCACGGCCGGGGGGUCCACCAAUGAAAGAGAAGCAAGAAGCUGUUUCUGUUUGCACCUAUAAGUUCCCUAAACUUCUGGACUGCAGCAAUAAAGAUCUGAAUCAUGUCCCACCCGAGCUUCCAUCGGAGAUCGUGAAGAUAAAUCUGUCCAACAACAGCAUCAAACACCUCAGGCCCAAACAAUUCCUGCUGUCCAAAGACCUCAAGCUGCUUAACCUCAGCAGCAACAACCUGCAGAAAAUCGAGACAGCUGCUUUUGCAGGGCUGCUGUACCUCCGUGACCUUGAUUUGUCCAACAACAGCCUCCAUUACUUCCAGUACGGCGUACUGGAGGAUCUGUACUUCCUACGGAAGCUUUCGCUGGAGAAAAACCCCUGGAUCUGCGACUACAACAUCCACUACCUGAUCUACUGGCUCAAGCACCACCCCGAUGUCCAUUACUCAGGCCUGAUCUGCUCCGAACCGCCAGAGUUCACGGGCUGGAACGUGGAGGACUACGUCAAAACCUACAAUGGUGAAUGUCCUGUGGACAAACAAACAGAAGGGACGGGCACUGGACAGGCCGCGCAGGGAGGUUUGGAGAACGAGGUACAAGAAGUGAUGGGGGAGGGUGAGGGACAGGUGGGAUUUCUACCACAGCCCCUGAAAGAGAAGAAGGACAACAAGUUUGAGAUCAUCAGACUGAGUUAGAAAGGAUCAGCGGCCCAAAUGGGUUCAGUUCAGGGAGAAAUGUAGAGGUGGACGUCUGAGAUCAAUGAUGGCAGAGCAGACUGAGUGCUUUGUGUAAAGAAAACUUACUGUGGGAUGAGUUUGGGGGUAAAUGUUUAGUUCAUCAGCAUUAUCUGGUUGCUUGGGUGGAAUAAACCUGAUGCUGGGUGUUCUGAUGAAAAACAUCUAAUUGCAUAUUUUACUUUCAAGCAAAGAACAAGGUGGCUCCACAAUUUUUUGUUUGUUUGUUUUUUUUUUUCUUUUGCAACAACAGUUUAUUUAAUCGGAAACCUGUUCUUGAAAUGUUCCACUGUCUUAUUUUUGAUUACCUUGGUGUAAAAAGUCUCUUUUGGUUAUUCUUUUCUUUUCUUUUUUUUUUUUACAUAAAUCUAUAUUAUUGUCUGCUUUUAUUUCUGGGAAUUAAGAGGAUUUUUUUCACUGAACAAAUGUUUUACAGAGUUUUUCCAAAACCUUUGGAGAAUAAACUUCAGCCAUGAUCGAUGACAAAGCUGAUGCUUCCAACAGUGACUCACCUUCUUUAAUGAAGAUGUGAAAUAAAUAAAAGAACUUUCUGAGAUUUUGGCCAAAAUCUGACUAAAAUAGUUUUUAUUACCUCUAAUAUCAUAAAAUGUUUAUUAUAUAAACACUGAGUCCCAUUAAAAAAAAAAUAUGUUGUGUC